Penicillium paradoxum is the source of this 2265-nucleotide messenger RNA. RefSeq names its product Zn(II)2Cys6 transcription factor. Gene Ontology annotation, molecular function: zinc ion binding; DNA-binding transcription factor activity, RNA polymerase II-specific; RNA polymerase II cis-regulatory region sequence-specific DNA binding. Gene Ontology annotation, cellular component: nucleus. The record is from RefSeq and is a predicted model, not a curated record. Gene Ontology annotation, biological process: DNA-templated transcription; positive regulation of transcription from RNA polymerase II promoter by galactose. The transcript has 4 exons. Bases 1 to 2265 code for a protein of 754 amino acids. NCBI's taxonomy places the organism in Eukaryota, Fungi, Ascomycota, Eurotiomycetes, Eurotiales, Aspergillaceae.
AUGCGCAGUGAACAAUUAAAGGUUCCCCCGGAGCCUCGGACAGGGUCUCUUCCGAAAUAUCGGGCCGCGCACCCGCUUUCUCUUAUCGCUUAUCGCCUAUCGCCUUUGUGCGGGGAUCUCUCUCAGGCCCUCUCCGUAGACUCCUCAAGCAUGGCACGCCCAAAGGUCCAUCCAGCAAAUAGGCUACGAGCUAGUACUGCAUGCACUGCCUGUCGUGCAUCUAAAAAGCGCUGCAGUGGCUACUUCCCAUGCACCAAUUGUAUCCACAAAGGACGUGGCCGCUUGUGCACCCCGUUCAAAUCCUUAUCAGAUGCCAGCCUCCGCAACCGCCCCGUUCCUGUGUUCCGAUCCGCAGUUGAGGCACCCCAGACAUCGAGCGGAUCAGCAGUUGACAUACAAAGACGCCUGAGAUCACAGUCCCAGGACACUGUUCCCCAUGACCGUGGGCCCGGCGCGUUAGGAGCGGGAUCACAUUCGCCUGAAGCUACACAUCGGACGCAUCCGCGCAUGCUCCGUAACCUGCAAGGAGAAAGAGUAUAUGUUGGGAAAGCCGCCUCCCUGUCAUUUCUGCAAUUGCUUCGAGAUACAGUGACUCAACAUAUUGGACCCUCACAGUUCUCCCAUAAUGUGGGAAGUGAGGAUAUGCUAGAGUCAGAGACCCAUCAUGAUUCGCUGAACUUCUCCGAAGAAGGUUGUAGCGCUGACGAGAAGGGUCGUUUCAUCCAGCAUUAUGACGUAGCGACGAGAGGCUUUCUCAAUUUAGGCUGCCAAAAUGAUACUCCCUCCGCAUGGCCAAUCCCAGAAGAGCCAAGUUCUAACCAGGAAAAAACGAGGGCGGCUAUUAUAGACCUCAUGAUUGCCAUUGGGGCACAGUCAUCCACCAACGAUUCUAACACACUUCGAAUAGAGCGGUUCUACUUUGCUCGUGGCCAACGUAGAGCCUUUUCCAACAUGCUGGAAGAUCCCAGUCUGGAUCUAGUGCGAACCUUUCUACUCAUGUCAUUUUAUAUGCUAGGGGCAUGUCGUCGAAACACGGCUUUCAUGUACCUGGGAGUGGCUUCACGAGCAGCAGUGGCGCUUGGGCUCCACGCAGAUUCUUCAGGAUCAACGAGUCAGGAUGAGGGUAAUGUUCAUAGUCAACGAUCACAACUGUGGAUGAGCCUAUGUGUGCUAGAUCUGCUCGUCAGUUCAAUUCUUGGACGACCUUCUGCUAUAUCGCCUUUAUUACCCGAGAAUCGACGAGAACCUAGUUGGAUAGGAAUAGCGCCGACGGAUUCUGGCUUGAUGGCUUCAUACUAUCUGUCAUUGAUACUAGACGAGAUCCUAAGCCGUCUUUAUAGCGGGAAAGCUGCGUCCGCAGAGACAGCAGAGCUGCUGUUACGGAGGCUCAAUAGCUGGAGUGGAUGUCUGCCUCAAACUCUGAGAACUCCAAUUUCAGAACAGAAAGAUCGGAACACCAUCCAGAGACAUACGAUCGGAAACAUGCAUGUUGCAUGUUCAUAUCAUUUUGCAGUGAUCCUAGUCACCCGUCCUUUUCUCAUCUCAGCUCUCAGCGUCCGGCUUGCUAAGUUGCAGCAGAGCCUUUCGACGGUUGAAUCCGGUGAAGAACUCGAGGAAGACCCAGCUCACUCUCGGCUUGCAGCUGCAUGCAUUGAUUCAGCUGUGUACAUGCUGCAGACGUGUAUGGAAGUCCAGCAAUCUAGGUUGCUUCUUCGAAAUAUGUGUUUACUCAAGUUUGUGGUUGCGAAUACCCUCUCAAUGGCUCGAAUAUUAACAUUAACCAGAGCAUUUAUCUUUGCCGCAGCUCUUGUACUCGGAUUCUCUAUGUUCUCCAACCGCGAAGUGAACUCCGAGGUCGAUGAUGCAUUCCGCGGUGCCCUUUCCAUUUUGCGCAUGCUGGCAUUGCAGUCUGCCCAGGCAGCCCACUAUCUAGAAAUCACCACAAUGCUUGAGGCUGCCAUAAACCAGCAGCGCCAGCGUCUCGCAACUCAGGCUCGACGGCGACGGAGUCAAUAUGUGAGUCGGAUCUUUAGCUUAAACAGCAACUCGGCAACAGCGCCGAUACAAUUUGAAGAGGACGAGGAAGUAAGCAAUGAGACACCGGCUCUAGGGCCGGGUAUCCCAUCAUGCUUGUUGUUACAUCCCGACGACGGCUCAGCUGCCGUCACGCCACCCAUGAUCGAUGGUACUUUAUUUGACUGGGAAGGCAUGGACUUGCCAUUAUGGGAUAGUUUCCCAUUUCUCACCGAGCCAAGUACCAUGUGA